ACAAGAAAGAUUCUAAAGAUAGAUGUGAAAGCUGCUACGCGUAACGUUAAUUUGAUGCAAGAUGCAACCGUUCUGAACAGUUUAGAACAACUUUACAAUGCGGGAAUUGCUCUGAGCUGUAAUUAUCUACGGAUGGACCUGGUGCCUGUCGGCUGAGACAUCAUUUACAAUCCGCGGCGAGACUGACGAGGCGGGACCGCCGACAGGAUGGUGGAGCGGUCGGACCGAGCCCCUCUGUUGGACUGGGAGGAGGUUCCGUCCGCGGAGAAGCCCGGCGGUGCGGCGCAGUCGGCAGCAAAGGAACGACUGUCGAGCCCCUCCAACAGUCGUGCCUCAUUAGGAUGCUCCGCGCCGGGGUUUGGGUGGAGCGGCGGUCUGGGGGGUCCCACUCCCAGCAGGUCUGUCUCCAACGCAGACGGCUGCAGCGCCCCACCCGCGACCUCCAGCACCCCGGCGGGCAAGGAUGAGGUGCUGCGAACCGACAGCGAGGAGCAUCCCUCGGAUACAGGGUCGAGGGAGGUGUCGCUGGAAGACAGAACGGUGAAAUGGGAGGAAAAGGACCAGAUUGUGUCCGUCUUUGUGGUUACAUUCAAUACUAGAUCAGGAAACAUGUUGGAGUGGUGUCUGCCCAAAGACAUGGACCUGGAGGGGGUGGAGUUCAAAGCCAUCGCCAGCGGCUCCCACAGAGUCACCACAGACUUCAUCUACUUCCGGAAAGGCUGCUACUUCGGCCUCGCCUGCUUUGCCAACAUGCCGGUGGAGAGCACGGUGGAGAGGGGGGCGAGGAUGAAGUCGGUAGGGAUCCUGUCUCCUUCCUACACCCUGCUCUACCGCUACAUGAGCUUCCUGGAGCACCAGGUUAGGCUCCAGCUUCAGUCCCCAGGCCACUACUCUCCCCUGGAGGCCUUCUAUGAGGACAAGAGAGCACUUCUGCCCCCCAGUGGUGAUGGUGUUGUUACUGCUUGUCCAGCCAAUGCCUGGGGAGCUGCAAUCAACCACAGCAUGCACCCUGAGAUGAAGAUCACCCACCCUGCGGGCUGUAUGUCCCAGUUCAUCCGUUUCUUUGGCGAGCAGAUCAUGGUGCUGUGGAAACUGGCUCUCCUCCGCAGGCGCAUCCUCAUCUUCUCCCCUCCACCUGUGGGCGUGGUCUGCUACAGAGUGUACUGCUGCUGUUGCCUGGCAAACAUCUCCAUCCCCGGGAUCGGCGUGGCUGUGCCUGAGUUCCGCCCCUUCUUCUAUGUCAACGUGGCCGAUAUCAGCGCCCUGGAGAACGAGCUCUCCUACGUUGCAUGUACUACUGAGAAGAUCUUUGAGGAGAAGAAGGAUCUCUAUGAUGUGUAUGUAGACAAUCAGAAUGUAAAGACCUGCAGAGACGGUCUGAAGCCUCUGCUCCGCCUCAGCACUGCAGACAGGGAGAAAUAUCGCAAACUCACUGAACAGAGGCAGAUGUUGCUGUACUCCCAGGAGGAGAACGGAGACUGUGUGUCCAGUGAAGAGGAUCUCUUUAUUCUGUUUUUCCUGGAGCAGAACAACAGGAUUUUCCAGACCCUCAGUGAAGUGGCAGGGAGCCCCGAUCCCACUCUGACCCAAGAGAGUGUGAGGGCCAUGGGUCUGGAUCCCCAUGGAGACAGGCUCUUCCUGCUCCAUCUGCUGGAGAUCUACGGCUACGACACCCUGCUGGUGUCAGAGCAGCUGUGCUGCAGUUGAGAGAACAGUCGUCUGGCUUUCUGCCUUUCAUCGCUGCUGGUUUUAAAAGAGGGUUGAGCUUUGAGUGCUGCACUACUGGGCUACUGGAGUCUUCAGGACAGUUU
Molecule: messenger RNA, 1811 nt
Organism: Chelmon rostratus (copperband butterflyfish)
Lineage: Eukaryota; Metazoa; Chordata; Actinopteri; Chaetodontiformes; Chaetodontidae
Product: DENN domain-containing protein 11-like
Exons: 9
Coding region: 208-1707 (499 amino acids)
Cellular component (GO): cytoplasm
Source: RefSeq, a predicted model, not a curated record